Benincasa hispida (wax gourd) is the source of this 1338-nucleotide messenger RNA. Its product is annotated as deSI-like protein At4g17486. Gene Ontology annotation, molecular function: deubiquitinase activity. Lineage: Eukaryota; Viridiplantae; Streptophyta; Magnoliopsida; Cucurbitales; Cucurbitaceae. Gene Ontology annotation, biological process: protein deubiquitination. The record is from RefSeq and is a predicted model, not a curated record.
AUAGAAUGAGAUUUUAAAAAGGCAGUAUUUUGAGUUCAAAGAUGGUAGCCAUAUUUGGGGAGGGCUCCAGAUGGAACGUUUGGGAGCCCACCUUUCCGUUUAUCCUAAUUCCCAUUGCCACUUUUUCUUAAAAAAAUUUUUUAAUUGAUUCAUGUUUUUGUUUAUGAUAAAUUUUCGAAAUUCCUAAUCUUUUUCUUUUUCCCCUUCUCGCCGGAGAUCAAUCUCUUUUCUUUGAUUCAUGUUUUUUUCUCCAAUGGGCAGAGAAGGAAAAGGGGAAGGAAAAUUUAAAGUAAAAAGAUCUUUUUUUUCUUUCUAGAUUUUCAAAUUUAGAUCCAUUUGGGAUCAUUCAGGAAAAGAUAUUGUUGCAGCGAUAAAAUUUUUUGAAGAUGGGAGCAGAGAGUACCUCGAAAACGACCCCCGAAAGUGAAGAUUGGAACAAGAAGUACGAGACCCAGGUGGUGUUAAACGUUUAUGAUCUCACCCCUGCCAACAAUUAUUCUUAUUGGUUUGGUUUUGGGAUUUUCCAUUCGGGUAUUGAAGUCCAUGGCAAAGAGUAUGGGUUCGGAGCUCACGACUUCCCCGCUAGUGGAGUUUUUGAAGUAGAACCAAAGAGCUGUCCGGGUUUUAUAUACAGAUGUUCUGUCACGUUGGGACAUUUUGAUAUGCCCCCCUCUGAAUUCAGAACGUUUAUUGAAACUAUUGCUUCUGAAUAUCAUGGAGAUACAUAUCAUCUUAUUUCCAAGAACUGUAAUCAUUUCACGGAUGAUGUCUCAUGCAGAUUGACUGGGAAAAGGAUACCUGGAUGGGUUAAUCGGCUUGCUCGAAUGGGUGCUUUGUGCAGUUGUUUGCUUCCUGAGAGUCUUCAAGUAACUACUGUCAAACAAUUGCCCGAGUUCCACGAAUACUCAGAGGAAGAAUGCACCUCCGAGUCUUUGUCACUCAACACUCGGCAAGUCUUGGCAGAAGUCGAUGACGAUGAAGAGAGGCGGCUGCUGACACUAUCACCUGGAAUUACUGACGUUGCUUUUGUCAAAGAAUCUCACAACUGAAGGAGUAGGCAGUCAGUCUCUUCUAUUGCUUACAAAUCUCAUCCCAUGCGCUCUAUGAUCUUGUCUCCAUUGCAAAAGUAAAAUCUGUUUCGCUUCUUUGUAUUAAACGUUUGGAAAUAGAAUGUUUUUGUUAUGUAGAUGUUGAUACUUUCAAGCUUUAAUUGACCCAGGAAAGUAUAGAGAUCAAUUUGUAUGUUGUUUUAUUUCCAUAUCCUUAGAAAUGAUGACACUAUUGUCUCAAUUUGCAAAACAAUUCUACAAUAUUGAGUUUGAAUAUCAUAAUUAUAUC